UUUAUGUUUACAUUUUCUGUUGUGAUUGUGUGAAUAAAAAAAAAAGUGCCUUUAGGUAAUUGCCGAUUUAUCGAAAAGUAAGUAAAAUUACAGUGUUUUCUUUUUAAAAUAUAGAGAUAUGUUGUGUGAACAGAAAAUGGGUGAUUUAGUUCAACAAGCCGUUUUAAAUGCCGAAGAAGAAAUUGAAAUAGCAGCACAACGACACAGACCUCCGCGUUUUCACACGCGAGACGAUCCAUUUCAACUGCUUUCUGAUGCAGCAUUUUUAAAGAUGUACCGGAUGACAAAAGAAUUAGCACAAAAUAUCAUUGACUUGGUGGACCCCUACAUUGUACCACAAACGAGGUGCUCUGCAUUGGACACAUCAGUAAAAGUCUUAACAGCACUUAGAUUUUUUGCUUCGGGCAGCUACCAGCUUGACAUUGGUAAAAAUGUGAAUAGUGCUGUCAGUCAGGCUUCCACAAGUCAGUGCAUCAAUGAAGUCGUUGAGGCUCUAAAUCAACCCCAAAUUUUUGAUGAGUGGGUUAAAUUUCCCCAAAAUUUUAGAGAACUUAAUAAUAUACGAAAUGAGUUUUAUCAGCGAUACCAGUUUCCGGGGGUCAUUGGUUGUGUAGAUUGCACACAUGUUGCAAUUGUACCUCCAAAAUCAAAUGACGCAGUGUAUCCAGAACAUAUUUAUGUGAACAGAAAAAAUUAUCACUCUAUAAAUGUUCAAUUGGUCAGUAUGAUAAAAAAUAAAGUAACAUUAACAAUAAGUCUUAUAUAUAGGUAUGUGACGCUAACCUGCGGAUUUUGA
Molecule: messenger RNA, 796 nt
Organism: Zophobas morio
Lineage: Eukaryota; Metazoa; Arthropoda; Insecta; Coleoptera; Tenebrionidae
Product: putative nuclease HARBI1
Exons: 3
Coding region: 119-796 (225 amino acids)
Source: RefSeq, a predicted model, not a curated record